This is a messenger RNA of Sarcophilus harrisii (Tasmanian devil), 7206 nucleotides long. RefSeq names its product PR/SET domain 2 (gene PRDM2). Gene Ontology annotation, molecular function: RNA polymerase II transcription regulatory region sequence-specific DNA binding; DNA-binding transcription factor activity, RNA polymerase II-specific; histone methyltransferase activity. Lineage: Eukaryota; Metazoa; Chordata; Mammalia; Dasyuromorphia; Dasyuridae. Gene Ontology annotation, cellular component: nucleus. The transcript has 9 exons. The record is from RefSeq and is a predicted model, not a curated record. Gene Ontology annotation, biological process: regulation of transcription by RNA polymerase II. Bases 202 to 5289 code for a protein of 1695 amino acids.
UGUGCGUCACUUCCGGCGGGGAGACAAAAUGGCUUCCCGAGAGUCCCGGGCCCUGAGGCGUGUGGAGCGGCAGCGGCGGCUGCGCCUGCUCUGGGAUCCUUAGAGCCGCGGGCGGCGGCGAAGGCGCCGGGCACAGGACUCAUGUAAUCAAAGGAGUUUCUUUGUUGUGUGUAUCUUUACAGAACACAACAGGAAUUCAAAAUGAAUCAGAACAUUCUUGAGUCUUUGGAAGCCCCGGAGACCCUGGCUGAUGUACCUGAACAUGUGUUUCGAGGACUUCCUGAGGAAGUGAGGCUUUUUCCAUCUGCUGUUGACAAGGCACGGAUUGGUGUCUGGGCUGCAAAGCCAAUUUUAAAAGGGAAAAAGUUUGGCCCAUUUAUUGGUGACAAGAAAAAAAGAUCUCAGGUGAAGAACAAUGUGUACAUGUGGGAGGUAUAUUAUCCAAACUUGGGAUGGAUGUGUGUCGAUGCCACUGAUCCAAAGAAAGGGAAUUGGCUUCGGUAUGUGAACUGGGCCCGAUCAGGAAAGGAGCAAAAUCUUUUUCCACUGGAAAUCAACAGGACCAUUUACUAUAAAACUUUGAAGCCAAUUGAGCCGGGCGAGGAGCUGCUAGUGUGGUACAAUGGGGAAGACAACCCGGAGAUAGCAGCUGCUAUAGAGGAAGAGAGAGCCAAUACCCGGAGCAAGCGGAGCUCGCCGAAAGCCAAGAAAGGAAAGAAAAAAUCCCAGGAGGGUAAAAAUAAGGCAAACAAGACCGAAGACAAAGCAAAACUAAAGAAAGGUGAAAGUGACUCAGCUUCUGCAAACAUGAGGGAUUCUGAAGAAGGACCUAAAGAGGAAGAAGAGAAGCCUUCAGCUUCAGCAGUGCUCUCCCUAGAACAGACAGCUGUCAUUCAGGAGAUGGUAAAUCAGGAUGUACUUCCCAAAUUAAUAAUCCCUCCUCCUGUCUCUGAGCCUCAAACACUGUCAGAAGGGACACCUGAAGUAGUACAUUGUGGAUCAGAUGACUUGGAGGAGGAAGAAGAGGAGGAUGAAGAAGAGGAAGAAGAUGAGGAAGGGGAAGAAGAUACUAAUAUACCAAAUGAAAGUUCUGAGAGAGAGCCAGAAGUAGAAUGUGAAGAAAAACAAACAUCAGAAGAACCAAGAAAUACAACUGAAGAAAAUUUAGAUGGCUCUCUUGAAGUAAUGCCAGCUGUUAAAAUUCCUAAAACAAAGGGAGAUUCCAACGGUGAUGUAUUUGAAACAUUCAUGUUUCCUUGUCAACAUUGUGAAAGGAAGUUUACAACCAAACAAGGACUGGAACGUCACAUGCAUAUCCACAUAUCUACUGUCAAUCAUGCUUUCAAAUGCAGGUACUGUGGAAAAGCUUUUGGUACCCAGAUUAACAGGAGAAGGCAUGAGAGACGGCAUGAAGCAGGGCCAAAAAGGAAACCAAUCUCAACUCUUCAACAGCCUGAUGACCUUGUAGAUGGCCCAGUGUUUGGAGAUGAUAUAAGUCUUAAAGAUGAAUCAAAUGCUUCCAAUUUUUUGCAAGAUCGCAUGAUUUUGGAUUCAGAGAGAGUUUCCCAAGAAAUUGCCGUUUCUUCUGUUGUGGAAGAGAAUGGAGACCUCAAAGAACUUCAUCCAUGCAAAUACUGUAAAAAGGUGUUUGGAACACAUACAAACAUGAGGAGGCAUCAGCGUAGGGUUCAUGAACGUCAUCUGAUUCCUAAAGGAGUAAGGAGAAAAGGAUUCUUACUUGAAGAGCCACAACUUCCAGCAGAGCAGACUCAACCGACCCAGAAUGUAUAUAUAGCAAGCACAGAGCUAGAAGAAGAAGGAGAAUCAGAUGAUGUCUAUAUUAUGGAUAUUUCCAGCAAUAUCUCUGAGAAUUUAAAUUAUUAUAUUGAUGGGAAGAUUCAGUCUAAUAACAGUACUAGUAAUUGUGAUGUGAUUGAAAUGGAACCUAGUACUGCAGAUUUGUAUGGCCUAAAUUGUUUGCUUACUCCCGUUACAGUGGAAAUUACUCAGAGUGUAAAGACUUCUCAAGUGCAUGUAGCAGAGGAUCUUCCCAAGGACUCUUCUAGUAGCACAAAUAAUGAUUCAAAGAAGCGAAGAACCACCAGUCCACCUUUUUUACCUAAAAUUAAGGCAGAAACUGAUUCAGAACCUAUAACACCAUCCUGUUCCUUAAACUUACCUCUCAGUGGAUCCACUGCAGAGACUGUUUCUUAUCACAAAGAGAAAAAUGUCUUUUUGUCUUCAAAGCUCAAACAGCUUCUUCAAACACAAGAUAGCAACAAGCUAACAGCAGUUAUAUCUACAACAGACAUCCCUAAAUUAAGUUCAUCUGUCUCAUCAUCUUCUUCUAUGUUGCCUGUGUCAUCGAGUAGGUUUAAGCGAAGAACUAGCUCUCCUCCAAGUUCUCCACAGCAUAGUCCUGCUCUUCGAGAUUUUGGAAAACAGAGUGAGGGCAAAGCAGUAUGGAAUGAUCCAGCCGUUAGUUCUAAAAUACCCAAAUUGGAAAGUCAUAGCAGUUCCCCUGCCUGGAGUUUGUCUGGGCGGGAAGAGAGUGACACUGUGAGCCCUUCCUGCUUUGAGGAUUACAAAAUAUCCAAAGACUGGGCAGCCAGCACCACUUUUGGUAAUGUGUGCAAUCAGCAACCUCUGGAUUUAUCUAGUGGUGUAAAGCAGAAGUCUGAGCUUACAGGAAAGGGCCAGGUCCCUUGGGAAUCUGUAUUGGAUCUUAGUGUUAAUAAGAAAUCCUGUGGUGACAUGGAUAUCAAGGAAUACAAAGAGAACAAUUCAGCACAGCCUACUUGCAGUGGUAUAAAGAAGAAGAAACCAACAACCUGCAUGUUACAGAAAGUUCUUCUCAAUGAAUACAAUGGCAUAGAUUUAGCUGUGGAAAAGGCUCCAGAUGAAAAUAGGAGCCCGAGUCCAUGUAAAUCAUUAGAUCCCCAGCCAGAACCAGAUCUUGACCCAGAUUCUAGUUUACCCACCCCAGUUGCUCAUUCUUCUCCUUGCAAUUCUCCAUCACCCCUCCCACAGACUUCUGUGUCUUCUGGUCAGCUGCCUCCUCUCCUAAUCCCUACAAAUCCAUCUUCUCCUCCACCCUGCCCACCUGUAUUAACUGUGGCUACACCUCCGCCACCUCUCCUUCCUACUCUUCCUUUACCACUUCCAGCUCCAUCUUCCAGUGUUUCUCCUCCUUCAUGUCCUUCACCACUUUCUAAUACUACUACACAAUCACCACUUCCCAUUCUUUCACCUACAGUGUCUCCAUCAGCAUCUCCUGUUCCAUCUGUUGAGCCUCUGAACUCUGCAGCUUCACCUGGGCCACCUAUACUUUCUUCUUCCUCCUCUUCUUCCUCAUCCUCUUCUUCUUCCUCCUCCUCCUCUUCUUCGUCCUCCUCCUCUUCCUCCUCUUCUUCCUCUUCAUCCUCUUCUUCAUUCUCAUCUUCAUCUUCUUCUUCUUCCCCAUCACCACCACCCCUCUCAGUGGUUUCAUCUGUUGUUUCAUCUGGUGAUAACUUGGAAGCUCCUCUCCCUAUAUCUUUCAAACAAGAAGACACAGAGAAUGAAGAUCAGAAACCAAGUGACGAUCCACAGACAUCAGAUGAACAGGAUGUUGUUCAAGAAACAUUCAAUAAAAACUUUAUUUGUAAUGUUUGUGAAUCACCUUUUCUUUCUAUUAAAGACCUAACCAAACAUUUAACUGUUCAUGCUGAAGAAUGGCCCUUCAAAUGUGAAUUCUGUGUGCAACUGUUUAGGGACAAAACGGGCUUGUCAGAACAUCGUUUUUUGCUUCAUGGAGUUGGGAAUAUAUUUGUAUGUUCAGUAUGUAAAAAAGAAUUUGCCUUUUUGUGCAAUUUACAGCAGCAUCAGCGAGAUCUCCAUCCAGAUAGAGAAUGCACACACCAUCAGUUUGAAAGUGGCACCCUCAGGCCCCAGAAUUUUACAGAUCCCUCCAAGGCUAAAGCAGACCAUGUUCAUUGUUUACCAGAGCAUCCUUUAGAAGCUUCUAAAGAGGAGGAGGAAGAAGAAGAGGUCAAUGAUUCUUCAGAAGAACUUUAUACUACCAUAAAAAUAAUGGCUUCUGGAGUUAAGUCAAAAGAUCCAGAUGUUCGAUUAGGCCUCAAUCAGCACUACCCAAGUUUUAAACCACCCCCAUUUCAGUAUCACCACCGAAAUCCUAUGGGCAUUGGAGUUACAGCCACAAAUUUCACCACUCACAAUAUCCCACAGACCUUUACUACUGCCAUUCGCUGCACCAAAUGUGGGAAAGGUGUUGACAACAUGCCUGAAUUACACAAACAUAUCUUGGCAUGUGCUUCAGCUAGUGACAAAAAAAGGUACACACCCAAGAAAAAUCCAGUACCACUGAAACAGACUGUACAACCCAAAAAUGGUGUCGUGGUUAUAGAUAACUCUGGGAAAAAUGCCUUUAGACGUAUGGGACAACCCAAAAGACUAAAUUUUAGUGUUGAACUCAGCAAAAUGUCAUCUAACAAGCUCAAACUAAGUGCACUGAAGAAGAAAAAUCAAUUAGUACAUAAAGCAAUUCUGCAAAAAAAUAAAUCUGCCAAGCAAAAAGCAGACUUAAAAAAUAACGAUUCAGAUUCUCACUCACACAUUUGCCCUUACUGUGAUCGUGAGUUCACUUACAUUGGAAGCCUAAAUAAACAUGCAGCUUACAGCUGUCCUAAAAAGCCAAUUUCCCCUUCCACCAAGAGAAGUGUUUCUCAUUCGUCCAAGAAAGGUGGUAUCUCAUCACCUUCAAACAGUGAGAAAAGUAAUAACCAACGAAGACGGACAGCUGAUGCUGAGAUUAAAAUGCAGAGCAUGCAGACCCACUUGGGCAAGACAAGAGCACGAAGCUCAGGACCCACCACAAAUCCAUCACCCUCUCCAUCUUUUAGAGCGAAACAGAAGGUGAAGUUUGUACCUUCAGUGAAAUCCAAAAAAUCAAGCUCUACUUCUCUAAGAAACUCCAGUCCUGUAAGAAUGGCCAAAAUGUCUCAUAUGGAGGGGAAGAAGUCAAAAGCAGUAGCCAAGAAUCAUUCUGCUCAUCUCUCCAGCAAAACAUCCCGGAAUCUGCAUGUGAGGGUACAGAAAAGCAAAGCUGUUUUGCCAAGCAAGCCUGCUUUAGCGAGCAAGAAAAAAUCAGACAGAUUUAGUGUCAAAUCUAGAGAAAGGAGUGGAGGGCCCAUCACUCGAAGCUUGCAGCUGGCAGCCUCUGCAGACCUCACUGAAAGCAAAAAGGAAGAGAGCAGUACAAAGCAGGAGCCCAAGGACUUCAGCUCCUGAGAUGACACCUGCAUGAGCAAGGCCCACGGGCCCCGAGGCUGCCAUGCAUGACGCGCUCUUCCUGUCCUUUGGUCCUGAGAGAGAGAGAAAAAGAGGAGUCUCUGGGUGUGAAUUUCUGUCUUCAAAAAGGAGACCUGAGCCCUAGGGGAACAUGUGAUGGUCGCUGACUGCCCUGGGUCCCUUCAAGGGUGAUGUUAGAGUGUCUCCUUUCUGGGGUGGGCUGCAGGGGAAGAACAACUCGACCCCAUGGCAGAAGGUCAUGGCCAGGUUUGGGUCUCUCUUUCUAUGCAAUUGUUUUUCAAGAGUCCCUCACCCUGUCUUUGCCUCUAAAGUCAUCCAUUGCCAUAAGCUAGAUGGGAUUCAAUCUUGUGACCAAUUUCCAUCCCAUCCAAGGGGGAAUCCCCAGGAGAAGGUUCCUGGAUUUGAAACUCCCCUCCUCCAACUUCCCAAUCCCAGCUUCUUUUUCUCCAAGUUCUGCAGAAAUCCACAGAGGGCAGAGAUACUCCUGGAGUCUUGAUGAAAUUCUCCUGGUGACCUGAGGCUCCCCCACCCCUGGGAGGGGGUAAGGAAGAGGAGAGCCUUCUUGCCUAAAAAUUGAUUUGGUGGGUCUUUACCUCCAGAUUUUAAACUCCCAUCAGUGCCUGUAUUGUUGACUUUGGGCCUGGGUCCUUCCCUUUAGGUCUGGCCUCUCCAGGGAAGGCAGAGAAGGUGAACUGGGAUGCUUUUACCUCUGCUGCUAUCCCUGACUAUGAUGCUGUCAUGGGCAUCUGAAGUCCCUAGGCUCUCAGUUUCAAGUAACAUAUGAGUUUGAAAAAAAAAAAAAGAUUUAGAAGUAUAGAAAAAGAGGUCAGGAACAGCCAGAUGGAGAAGGGGUGGAGGUGGGAGAGCCCUUUACACCUAGGAAGAAUUAGAUGAACUAGGACUGGGAUUUUGAAUUGGUCCAAUGCAGUUCCCGGGCUUUGUGCCUUUGAAGGCAGGCCAUGUGGAAAGACUCUCUUGGGACCAUUUUGGGGCCAUUAAAUAUUCUUGGCUUGAUAUUUCAAACCCAAAGUUGAAGGACAUUUAUCAAAGUAUAAGAAUCUUGACAUAAUGUAAUUGGAGGCUAUUGGAUUUUGUUUUUGUUUUGUUUUUUCCUUUUUCCUUCAGGGCUACAAUGGUUUAAUCCCCCAACUCUGUAAAUAUGAAUGAAGAUGAUUUUAAAAGCAUGUAUUUAUGUCCCUGAUUGUAAAUGCUCCAUUUUUAAAGUUUUCUAACUCGUGUUAUUUAAUGACUCAACCAAGUGCAGUAAGGUGAUGGAGAUGGGUCCAGGAGAAGGAUCUCAUGGAGAUAAAUCCUCACAUGGGCAGGAAAAAAAAUGGAAUCACAGUUUUAAUGUCACAAUUUGCACAUUUCCACCAAUGGAAAACUUUUCUCAGUAGGUAAUAAAAUGGAAGCCUUACUCUCCUCUCCAAAUUAGCUCUCUAGCAUGAAAAUGGUGGGUUUUUCUUAUCCCCAUGGUAAAAUUUUGACCCUCUCAUUGUUCAAAUUCACAAAAUUUUCCUUCUUUCCUCCUCCAAUUCCCAAAGUAUUUUUGCUUCCAGGGAAAGGGUUUUGUGGCUGAAAGUCCAUGAGUUUCUCCUUCUACCCUAAAAAAAAACAAAACAAAUCUAUUAUUGGGGGUAAGGUUUAUUAACUGAGGGGAAAUCAUUUUUUGCAUGUGAAAUUUUGCUGGUCAUCUUUUAGCACUCUUCUCAUGUGAUUCCUGAUCUGAGUGUCCCAAUAAUGAAAAAGAAAAAAAAAAAAGAAAAAGUUUUAUUUUUUUUAAAGUGGUGUCUCCUGGUCAGUGCUGGUCUUCUGAACAUUGAGUCAGAUUGCUGAAGACUCUGUUGUUUGUCUGCCAUGUGAAGAAAAUUAACAAUAAAAACAAACAAACAAAAA